AAAAAAAAAAAAAAAAAAAUAUUCGAUAACGCGAAAGCUUUAACGAACGGCUACCCUAGCUUAUUUAGAGAUACAAUCGUAUAUUUUGCAAUUACAUUUUUGCGGACGCUUGCCAGUUACGUAGUUAAGUAGACGAAUAUUAUUGGAUAAUUAUAUAUCCGCGAUGAAAAUAAUCCAUUUUUGAUAGAAAAAGAACAAAAAAGGAAAGAAUAAAGCGACGAUCUCGUUUUCAUGGCUCAAUUUUUACACCUACAGUUCUUGAAGCAGGGAUGAGCAAAUCAUCUUCCUUUCUUCCGGAUUUCGUUCCAAUCCCUAAUACUGCCAAAUGCAUUGCUUCCGGGAAAUGUCCUAGUUGUUGAUAAUAAUUAAAAAAGUAUAUUAUUAAGUUUGAAAGCGAUUCUCGUCUUAGUUGUUAGUGUUAGUUAUUAGUCUUAAGUAGAUUUGCUCAGCUCUUGCUAUGAGGAGUCAAAAAUUGAGUAUUUUUCUAAAGUCCGCGUAACACAGAGGCGAAUAGCGUUUAAAUUAGCGAUUAAAACAAUAUCUCAGAAGUGCCAGUAACGCAAUGAACUAACGUAGUGUAGUUCCGGCAGACAAAUAUCGAAUAAUUAUAUGUAGAGUCGAGAUAUGAAUUGUCGAUGAUAUCAAUUGUGACACUUAAUAAAAUGAUUGUAUAAAAGGUCGGCGGUGGAAAACUUAUACUUUCAUUUCGUUAUGUCCACGGUUCAUUUGUCAUCUUUAUUCCAUGUCCGUUUCGUUUUUUUUACCUCGACGUGUUAUGUAAAAAUAGUCAUCCGGCAAACUCGAACGCAUCAAACGUCGUAACGUUUGUUGUGUCAGAUCUACUGUGGAAAAUUUGCCUAUUUUUAAUUCAACGCCGUAUCUUAUCCUCUCCCAGAUAAUGUAUCAUACAAGAUUUUCUUAUUUCUUCCUUUUCGUAUUUCACACAUACUGAUUGUGCGCUUUCCUUGCAUGAUACUUUAUUUACAUUUUCUGUAUUCUAUGUCAUAGCGCGAGAUUGCGAUGAUCAGUCAUCGUUGUUACUAAUAUUAUUAGUUGAUAACUUGUAGUGCAAGAGGGCUCUGAUCUCAUCAUCAAAUAGAAAAAUGAUUAUACCUUUUAAUCAUACAAUUUGGAAUCAUUCGUACAUGAGUUUCAUUGGAUGUGUUGCAUCUAGUGUGUGAUAUCACGAUUAUAUGCACUUGUGUGUAUACCGAUAACAAAUUUCAAGAUGCGCACAAUGAAUAUAUUUGAUUUUUAAUAUUAAUUUAAGUUACAUCACGAUUGUAACGCGUUACACUGACUUUAGUAGUACCGUAGAGCGGUUAAGUCAGCCCGUGUAAAUACAUACAUUCAACUUGUUCUGAACUAGCGCAUAUCUGAAAUUCCUACUUGAUUUUUAACCGGACAAUCAUAAUUUAGGUGCGGUACAUUUAGAUUAACUUAAGCGAAGUCGUUUACAAAUGACGAAUCAUGCUUUCCGAGAUAACGUUUGUUCGAAAUUUUCAAUGAACAAGUUGAUCAUACAUUGUAAUCGACAUAGUGAAGAGGGGAUGAAAGAAAAAGGAAACGAAUUCAAUAAUAACGUAGAGGAAAUUCGUAACCCUUUUCCCGUGCGUUCACACACGUACUUCGCACUAAAGUGACAACCUAAUUUCUAUUUAUUUCUUAAGAAGAGCUUUUAUCAUUGGUGGAAAUGGCGGAAUAACAAGUUGCGUCGUUCGUAACGUCCUUCAAACGUUCCUAUCGAUUCUGAGAAUACGAGGAGCGUAUAAUACGGAGUUCACUGUCGAAACAUGCUAGUUCGUCGGUAACGGUGCUUGACCGUUGUCGUUCAGUGAAUGGUGUAACGUCCUUUAUCAAAAGAUAAAGUUACCUUGCAGUCGUUUCUUUUUUUUUUCCUUUCAAUCACAGUGCAGUUAAGUUCGCUCGCUAAAGUUUCGAAGAAAAAUGUCAGAUAACGAAAAUAAAUCAUGCUGUCAUACACGUCAAAAUUGUGUUGUACAACCACUUUUAACAGACUUGUACCAAAUUACAAUGGCAUAUGCUUACUGGAAAAGUGAAAAAAUAAAUGACCAUGCUGUAUUUGAUUUGUUUUUUCGUAAAAAUCCUUUUCAAGGAGAAUUCACAAUUUUUGCUGGAUUAGAAGAAUGUAUUAAAUUUCUAGAGAAAUUUCAUUAUUCCUCAAGUGAUAUUAAGUACUUAAAGUCAACAAUGCCAUCAUCAGUUGAUCAAAGAUUUUUUGAAUAUUUGAAGGAUCUGACUCCAAAAGAUGUGACAAUAUAUGCUAUGGAAGAAGGUUCAGUUGUUUUCCCAAGAAUACCAUUACUAAGAGUAGAAGGUCCAUUAAUAAUGGUACAACUUUUGGAAACAACACUGUUAACAUUAGUUAACUAUGCAAGUUUAAUGGCAACUAAUGCAGCAAGAUUUCGUAUGUUUGCUGGGAAAAAUAUAACAUUACUAGAAUUUGGCCUUCGAAGAGCACAGGGUCCUGAUGGUGGUUUAAGUGCCUCGAAAUAUAGCUAUAUUGGUGGUUUUGAUGGUACAAGUAAUGUCUUAGCAGGAAAACUUUACAAUAUUCCUGUAAGUGGAACACAUGCACAUUCAUAUAUCACAUCUUUUACCAGUAUUGAUGAUUUGCAAGAAAAGACUUUGACACAUAAAGAAACAGGACAAGUUUGUAAUCUUCUAGAAUUAGCUUGCAAACAUCGGAAUUCCAUUGCAGCUGAUGUAGGAACACUAGUUUCUGAGGCUUCUAACGGAGAAUUGGCUGCUUUAAUUAGUUAUGCCAUUGCUUUUCCACAGCGAUUUGUUGCCCUUGUAGAUACAUAUGACGUGAAAAGCAUCGAAUCCUCGGCCAAGAGACAGGCAUGUAUAGCCAGCCUAAAUGUAAAGAAUAAAUGCCUAACAAAUGGGUCCAAUACACAUGCCCAAAAUGGUGUCAGAAACAAUCCAAUUAUAUCAGAAUCGACUUCAUAUGACAAGAAUGGCUUUUUAAAUCAAGGCGAAUUGGGUGAGCUCUAUGUGAGGAGUGGACUCCUAAACUUCUGUGCAGUGGCACUAGCAUUAAAUGACUUGGGUUAUAAAGCAAUUGGUAUAAGAAUUGAUAGCGGCGAUUUAGCAUAUUUAAGUAAUACAGCGAGAGAUAUUUUCGAAAGAAUUGCCAUCAAAUAUAAUAUACCUUGGUUUGCAAAAUUAACAAUAUGUGCGACAAAUGAUAUUAACGAAGAAACUAUUCUAAGUUUAAACGAACAGAAUCAUAAAAUCGAUUGUUUUGGCAUUGGAACGCAUUUGGUAACAUGUCAAAGACAACCAGCAUUAGGCUGCGUUUAUAAAAUGGUAGAAAUUAAUGGUCAACCUAGAAUUAAACUCAGCCAGGAAGUUGAUAAAGUAACAAUACCGGGAAAAAAAGAUGCAUUCAGAUUAUACGGAGCGGAUGGAUAUGCUUUGAUCGAUCUGUUACAAAGAUCAACGGAAGAGAUUCCACAAGUAAAACAUAAAGUUCUUUGCAGACAUCCUUUUCAAGAAUCGAAGAGAGCUUAUGUUAUUCCAUCACAAGUGGAAUCAUUGCAUAAGGUAUAUUGGAAAAAUGGUAAAUUAUGUCAACCUUUACCUACAUUACAAGAAAUACGAAAUAGAGUUCAAGAGUCAUUAAAAACACUCAGAAAUGAUCACAAAAGAAAUUUAAAUCCUACACCAUAUAAAGUGGCUGUUAGUGAUGAUUUGUAUAAUUUUAUACAUGAUUUGUGGUUACAAAAUGCACCCAUUGGUGAACUUUCGUGAAGUUGUAAAUACAUUAUCAUUAUCAAAAAAUAAUGAACAACGACCAUGUACUUACUUAAAUGGCCUACCAACAUAUUAAGUUGGAGGUUCAAGUUCUAGUUGUACAAGCAUUUUGUUAUAGUCGUAUAUUUUGAUAACUUAUAAAGAUCAUAUUAUGAUAUAUUUAUAUAGUUUUACAAAUACCUAUCUUUAGGAAACAGAGUUCUAUUACAUCAUAAAAUGAUUGAUGUUAUAAAACUAUUAGACACUCUUAGCUACUUUUGUUUUUUAAAAUAAUAUGAAACGGGUGAACUUGGAUUAAUGAUGCACAAUUUAUAGGGUAAUUCACAUGUAAACAAAGAAGAUUGAAUGUACAUAUAAUAGAACAAAAUUAUAAAAUCGGUAAUGUAAAUUAAGUGUAAAUAAUCAUCUAUAUUUCUAAAAUUUCUUUUUAUAUACUAUUAUUAUUGAUUGAUAAUAUUUUCUAUGUUUUUUAGUUCAAAAAGAUUACUUUUUUUCUUAGUAAAAAUAAAAGAAAAGAAAAAUAAUUUUAUAAAAAAUGAUAUACAUUUAAUGUGCUUAUUUAAUACUAUAUAUAUGAUUAUAAGCAAUAAAAUACAAGUUCGAUUUCUGAUUUAAAAAAAAUUGUACAAAGUUUGAACAUAACAAAAAAUAAGUGUAUAAAUAUAUAUAAAAAAGUCAAUGAAGAGAAACCUAUUUGGUAUGUGAUACAUAUUUUAAAAAAGAAAUAUUUAAUCAUUGGAAUUAUUGUGAUGUUCAUUAAACUUUUAUUUUCGAAAUUCAUUUAUUAAAAGGUGUAUAUAAUUUAAGCUUAUUUUUGUACUAUGUGAAUGUAUUGUGAAGUAUCCUCAAAAACUUGUAUAAUUAACAAAAUGAAGAAAGUCAAAUUUUUACAUAAUUUUAUCAUUUUAUUUAUAUUAAAUUUACCAUUUUUCCAAAUCACAUUUAAUGUAUGCAAA
This is a messenger RNA of Heterotrigona itama, 4739 nucleotides long. NCBI's taxonomy places the organism in Eukaryota, Metazoa, Arthropoda, Insecta, Hymenoptera, Apidae. The record is from the annotation of a GenBank genome assembly.